Molecule: messenger RNA, 1124 nt
Organism: Lathyrus oleraceus (garden pea)
Lineage: Eukaryota; Viridiplantae; Streptophyta; Magnoliopsida; Fabales; Fabaceae
Product: probable xyloglucan endotransglucosylase/hydrolase protein 23
Exons: 3
Coding region: 60-908 (282 amino acids)
Biological process (GO): xyloglucan metabolic process; cell wall biogenesis
Cellular component (GO): apoplast; cell wall
Molecular function (GO): hydrolase activity, hydrolyzing O-glycosyl compounds; xyloglucan:xyloglucosyl transferase activity
Source: RefSeq, a predicted model, not a curated record
CUUCAAUCUUCACAACAUAUCCAACUUUACCACUUACUAUUUUAUUUAUUCACAACAUCAUGGCUUGCCACAAAUUACUACUGCUGCUUAUUCCUCUCCUUUUCAUUCAUGUUGCUGCUAACUUCAACCAAGAUUUUCAAAUUACAUGGGGAGAUGGCCGUGCCAAAAUACUCAACAACGCCAAUCUUCUUACCCUCUCCCUUGACAAAGCCUCCGGCUCUGGCUUUCAAUCCAAAAAUGAAUAUUUAUUUGGCAAAAUUGAUAUGCAACUUAAACUUGUUCCAGGAAACUCUGCUGGCACUGUCACGGCCUAUUAUCUAUCAUCAAAAGGAGGUGCAUGGGAUGAGAUAGACUUUGAAUUCUUGGGAAAUUUGAGUGGUGAUCCUUACAUCGUUCACACCAAUGUGUUUAGCCAAGGAAAAGGCAAUAGAGAGCAACAAUUUCAUCUAUGGUUUGACCCAACCGCAGAUUUUCACACGUAUUCGAUUCUAUGGAAUCCACAACGUAUCGUGUUUUCUGUGGACGGGACACCAAUAAGGGAGUUCAAGAAUUUGGAAAGAAUAGGAGUUCCAUUUCCUAAGAAUCAAGCAAUGAGGAUAUACUCAAGCCUUUGGAAUGCUGAUGAUUGGGCAACAAGAGGUGGACUUAUAAAGACAGAUUGGUUCAAAGCUCCAUUCACUGCUUCAUACAGAAACUUCAAUGCAAAUAAUGCUUGUAUAUGGAGCAGUGGAAAAUCAUCAUGCAAAUCUUCUUCUCCUACAUCUGCUGCAUCAUGGCUAUCACAAGAGCUUGACUCAACUGGUUUGCAGAGGCUGAGAUGGGUGCAGAAGAACUAUAUGAUUUACAAUUAUUGCACAGAUAAAAAGAGAUUUCCACAAGGCCUUCCACUUGAAUGCAUUCACUCCUAGUCCUAUUAUCUAGGACACUCUCUGCCUCAUUUAUCAUUUUCUUAUGUAGUUAUAUCAUCUUUCUUUCUUUUUUAUGCCUAUAUUUGUUCCUUCUUUCUUUCUAAUUCUAUUUUUUUUAUUUAGUUACCAUGUAAAAUAUCAUAUCAAGUCGUAGCUAGAUAACCUUUUGUAACUUACAUGAAUAUGAUAUUGUCCGAUAGCAACUUUUUCCAUUAA